GCUGCGGAGGUGCUGCCGCGCACCCACCACGAGCGGCUGCAGCUGCGGUCGCUGAGGGAGCUGCACCCCGGCCCCAACCCGGGCCAAGUGGUGCUGUGUCGGCCGCUGGUAUUCGUGGCGCCGCCGCUCAACGCGUCGGGCACGCUCUACUUGGUGUGUGUCGACACGGGCGGCUGUGUGUUCGUGCUGUCCCUGGCGCACGUGCACCACGACGCAUUCGACAUGACGGCGCUGCUCGCCGUACUGCACCCGCAGCUGAGGAACGUGGACACCAAAUGGCCGCCUCCGCCGCCUUCGCCCCCUCCAGUGCUGCCUCCACCACCACCUCCUCCUCCAUCACAACAACAACAAAAACCACAGACACCAUUAUCAGAGACCGCAGCAGCCCCAGCAACGACAGUGGCAGCACCAGCCGCUCCCGCCCCCAGCAGCCGCACCUACCGCUUCCCCAUGCUGCUGGUGGGAGUGGACCUGGGGUGUCGCAGCUGCGUGCUGGUGG
Molecule: messenger RNA, 499 nt
Organism: Astrephomene gubernaculifera
Lineage: Eukaryota; Viridiplantae; Chlorophyta; Chlorophyceae; Chlamydomonadales; Astrephomenaceae
Source: the annotation of a GenBank genome assembly